AUGAUUUUACCUCCAUCAAAGUACCACGCAUCCAAAGGUCAUGGAUUCACACCAGCACUUCAACGUGCAAGAAGGGCAUUCCUGGUUCGCAACUCAUUAACUGGAUUACUGUUGCUGGGAUUUGUCGGUGCCGUGUUUAAACAGGAUGAUUUAGGUGACAUUCCCUUGCCUCCGAUUCCGUCGGCCAACGACAAGGAGACAGCGAGUAAUCCCAAAUUAGAAAAGACUUAG
Acaulospora colombiana is the source of this 231-nucleotide messenger RNA. The record is from the annotation of a GenBank genome assembly. NCBI's taxonomy places the organism in Eukaryota, Fungi, Glomeromycota, Glomeromycetes, Diversisporales, Acaulosporaceae.